This is a messenger RNA of Aethalodelphis obliquidens (Pacific white-sided dolphin), 6686 nucleotides long. RefSeq names its product coiled-coil domain containing 57 (gene CCDC57). Gene Ontology annotation, cellular component: spindle microtubule; centriole; centriolar satellite. Lineage: Eukaryota; Metazoa; Chordata; Mammalia; Artiodactyla; Delphinidae. The coding region runs from base 3941 to 6607 and encodes 888 amino acids. The record is from RefSeq and is a predicted model, not a curated record. Gene Ontology annotation, biological process: positive regulation of mitotic cell cycle; centriole replication; microtubule nucleation. The transcript has 17 exons.
GUGGGAUCUUCCCAGACCAGGGCUCAAACCCGUGUCCCCUGCAUUGGCAGGCGGAUUCUUAACCACUGAGCCACCAAGGAAGCCCACGCCUUAUUUUUAGACUGUGUCUGUGAUAUUGGAGAGGAGCUGGAUCUAGAAGUCAACCUGUCUGUGCCCUCACUUCUGUCCUUCUUGGAGUGAUUGAGUGACUUGGAGUGAUUGGCUGACUGAGCCAUUGAGCUCUGAACUAGGCCCCUAGUCUCUCCAGUGGAUGUGCCACUGGGCAGAUGUGAAUGGUGUGCCUGCCUGUGCUGGUUCCUUUUCGGGCACUGGGGUCAGCGGUUCUCAAGGAGGACAGACCUGUCAGCUGGCAGACUGAGGCCUGACUGCUGGGCCCUCUGUCCCACAGCAUAGCGUCAGUGUCCUGAGAUAGGACAGCAUCCUGAUGUGCUGUACCCAUCAGGAUGGAAGGCGCCCAUGGACACAACUGUCCUUGUGACCGAGCUUUCAGGCACGGCCGCAUCUACCAACCACAGCUGGUGGAGGAGGGGGCCCUGCCCUUUCCUUCCCCUCUUGGAAGCUUGAAUUUUACUGUCCAUGAUGCCAUCAUCGCUUAGAACAUUUGAAAUUUCCUGCAGAGGACUUUCUUUUGGAGUCCUCAGGGACCAAAGAACUUUUCCAUUAUGGGCGGGUUUGACUUUUGGAAACAGUCCAAGGUCACUGGGGCAUGAGCUGAGUGAUCAAGACCAGGUAUGACUCAUCUAAGUCAUGAGGUUUCCUCAAGUGGCAUUGGAGUCCCUUCCAAAGAAGGAGUUUCGGAAGGGCUCUGGGCAGUGGUGGGAGUGUCCCAGUUAGCAGGACAGUCAGUGGCACUUGGAGGCAGCAGUGCCCUGGUGGGAGUUGUGGUCGCUGGGCUGAGUCUGUGGGUGGCUUCCCAGCCUGUCCACACUCAGAGCCCUUGCUCCGACUCAGGCUUGUUCAGGCUUUGAGCCCCCUUGUCCACAAGGAGGGCACCUCCGGAUGGGAGUUUUUAUACCAGCCCUGUCUCUGGAAGGAAGGAAACUUGACGUCUGGACUCUCCAGCUCUGGGCUCCAUCCAGAGCUGCUGCCAGGAACUUGGGCAGCCUUUGCUGCCUAGUGUGGUUCAGGGACAGCUGGGGCUCACGCCAGCCUCAGGGCUGUGCUGCCCACGCCCGACUCUCUGUGACUGAAGAAAGGGCCUUAUGUGCUCAUCAGCUUUGUGGGCUUCCUUUGGGCUGGUUUCCCGUCUCCUUUUUCUGAAGAUCUUUGUGUUCAUUAUUGACUUGUCAAAGGUAGAAUUGAUGCAAUGGUAAUAGUGAUUUUUAUUUUCAAGAAAGAAGUAUAAGAUGACGGGAGCUGAGUUUGUAAGCUGUAGACUGUGGGCUUAAGGUGUUUCACUGUUGGUUAGCAGUCACAGGAUUAGAAGCCACUGGAGGAGAAACAGUGAUUUAUUGAUUUAUUCAUUUAACAAAUAGACUUUGCCAGACACCAUCCCGGGCCCUGGGGUUAGGGCUGAGCAGGGGCCCCACCUGCCCUGAGAGUGAGCUGGCCCUUGUGGGGGCACAGUGGACACCCGAACAUUACAGGCUCUGGCUGUAGCAUCCUAGGGACGUCACCUGCAUAACACAGGGAGGCAGGGUGGAUGGGGCUGAUCUUUAAUAGGCAGGUCAGGAAGGGCACCCUGAGAAGAGGACUUGUGAGCCCGCCUUCAGUUGGCGUCAGAGUUCAAGUUCAAGGGGGCUGAGAUAGCAGCGGUGUAGGCCUCCCAGGCCCUCGUGAGGAUGGCCUUUGCUCCAAGUGAGGUGAGAAACUCUUGGGGGCUUGUGAGCCAAGUUGAGCUUUUAAAAGAUCCUCUGUUGUUGGGUUGAGGACAGCCUGUGGGACUGGGGAGGCAGGGAGACAGGAGGAGGCUGCCGCAGCCCCAGGUGAGGGGGCGGGGCUUGAGCCACUGGCAGGUUCUGGAUACACCUAGACGGCAGAGCCAGUGCACACGCUGAUAGAUGAGAUGGGGUGAGAGGCAGGCGCCGAGGACACAUCUGGUUUGGGGCUGAGUGCCUGGCGGGAUGACUUGCCCUGUUUGGAGAUGGGGGAACCACACAGGGAGGAUGGGGAGGGCGCUUGGUCGGGCUGCAUAGGAAGUGGUUUCUGCGCUCCCAGGUGGACAAACUGGGAGGUCAGGAUGGAGCAGGUGGGCCACAGGGUACAGAGCUAGGAACCUGGGGCACCCCCAAAGGGUGACUGUAGGCAGAGGAGCCAUCCAGGCUGAGCCGGGGACAUCGGCACAGGGCAGGGGCAUGGGUGGGGGACUAGCAGGAGAGGGGCCCCCAGGAGCAAGAGAAGAGGGUGGUCGGGAGGCGGGCCUGAGCCGCGUGCCUCUGGGGUGAAGUGGGGAUGGGGAGUGGACUUGGACGCAGCAGUGCGUGCAGGGGUGGUGGCUUUCUUGUUUUCUCACCAAGGACACUAAAUGCUUGCCCGCUGGUCUGGGCCAGGCUCUGCCUGUGCGAGGGCUUCCUGCCCCCUGGCAGCCACAGACUGCAGAACUUGGAGCAGAAACCAAGUGCUUCAGUAUUUUGUAGCGUUAGGAGUGAACCUCAAUGAUUUUCAUAUUCUGAUCCCAACAAGGGUUGCUCGUGUGACCCCUUAUACUUCGUCUUGCUUCUCAAGGGAUAAAAAAAAUAUGUUUUCAGUUGUACUUCUGCAUGGUGUCUCUGAGGCCCCCCACCUUCCGAGGAGGGGAGGGAGGCUGCUGUGGAGUUUAUUGCAGGGCGGAGGCAGACGAGCCCAUUCUUGCCGGCGCGCUCAGGCUGGGUUCAGCCUUCCCCGACUCUUUCCUUCAGGAGGCUGAGUCUGUCCAAGCCUCUUCAAAAGCAGGGGCCUCAUUACUUGGUCAGAAACCUGGAAUCCUGCUAGUGUGCUGGGCUCUCCAUGCGCUGUGCUUUCCAGGAUGUGCAUUUCAGUUUGACUCUGUCCCUCAGUGUGUGAUUUCUGCAUCUGUAUCCAGACCUCCCGUCCAUAGGGCACAUCAGCCACGAGCAUCUGCUCUCCUGUCACCACUGUAAACAAGACGAUAAAGGACUAAGGACAGUGAGAACCCACAGCAGUGACGGGAGCAGGAGAAGGGCCUCAGCACACGGAUGAGUGAGCCUGCGCCUUCCCGGGGAGGGCGGGGGCAGCACCUGGGAGCGGGCCUGUGGGAAGCGCAGCCAGUGGGCCUACAGACUCAGAGAGGUUAGGCCUUGGGACACCAGGGGCCAUGCACGUGCAGGUGGAUGUCUGUAUUUGGGGCCGCGAACCACCCCCCUCAUGUGCAGAUGGAGUGCCCAGCAGCCAGGAGCUCCUUCCCCAGACAGAAGCUCAGCACAGUUUUCUUUACAGAAAUUGAACUACCCAUGGGGAGAAGGAAGGCGGCUGUGUGGGCCCUGUCUGCAACGCAGACCUGACAUUAGGGAAGCAGCGACCUCAGUCGGCUCUGCGAAGAUUCAACUUAAUUGAGCUGUAAUUUCCUACAGUCCAUGCACCCAUGUUAAGCGUGCAGUUCAACAAGGUUUAACACAGGUACUUGAGUAACAACCAAGGCAGAACUUUACUGCCACCCAAAGUUCCACGUGCUUCUUUGCAGUCAGGGAGCAGCACCCCUGGCACCGGCCCCACUGGCCUGCUUCCUGCCCCUUGCGGCGAGAUCUGUCUUUCGGAGAGUCCUGUGAGAAUGGAGCCGCGCACUGUGCCCUUCUUUGUCUGGCUUCUCUCUCACCGUGACGUGUCUGAGGCUCGUAGUUGUCAUAUAGUUGGCAGCUUGUUCCUUCUCGGUGCCAGUGCUGUGUUGUGCGGAGGUGCUAGUCUCUUUCCGUUCUCUGUCAACGCACAUUUUGGACACUUGGGUCGUUUCCAGUUUGGGGCCAUUUCGAAUGAGGCUGCUGUGAGCAUCCUUGGCCGUCUUUGAAUGGACACAGGCUACAUGACCAGGAGUGCAAUUUCUGCGAUGUGUCCUACGGCUGAGCUGCUCCAGGAGUUUGAAUCUGAAAUGCAAAAGCGGGAGCACGCGUUCCGCCUGCAGGCUGACAGCAUGAGCAAUGUGGUCCUAGCACACGAGCUCAAGAUUAAACUGCUGAACAAAGAGCUUGUGGCCCUGAGAGAGGCCGGGGUGAAGGCUGCGGAGUCCCUGCAGAGCGCCGAGGCGGUGAAUGCAGAGCUGGAGGAUAGGCUGCAGCACAGAGACUGGGAACUCAGGGACCUGGCUGCCGUGAAGGACGCCCGGAUAAAAGACUUAGAGGGUAAACUUCACUCUGUGCAGCUCACCAAGAAAAAAGAAGAGGAGACGUUUAGGAGGAAGCAUGAGGAGCUGGACCGUCUGGCCAGGGAGAGGGACACGGUGCUGAUGGCAGCGAAGAGCGCCCAUGCGGAGCAGCUGCAGGCGGUAGAGGCCAGGGCCCUGGAGCUGCAGGUGAACUGCGAGAACCUCGAGGUGCAGCUCCGCAGGGCUGAGUGGAGGCAGGCGGACACCACCAAGGAGAAGGACGCCGCCAUUGACAAACUUCGGGAAGAUGCAUCAGCUCUAAAAUCUGGCUGGGAUGCCCAGAUUGCUCAACUUUCCAAGGAGAUGAUCUCCAAAGACCUCCAGGUUCAGGCGCUGCAGGAGGAAGAGGUGAAGCUGAAGGCACAGCUGGCCAGAUGCCAGCAGGACAUUGGAAGGUACAAACAGCAGCUGUCUCUGGCAGUAGAGAGGGAGCAGAGCCUGGAGCGUGACAAGGUGCAGUUGGAGCUGGACUGGCAGCGCCGCUGCGAGGGUGUCGAGCGGGAGCAGUACCGGCGGGCUGAGGACUUGAUUCAGGGCCUAACCGCGGCCAGAGACCAGGUUGCUGCCAAGUUGCAGGAGACAGAGCGGGUGCUGUGCGGCCAGGAGGUGGUGCUGAAGGCCGUGACCCGAGAGAGAGACCAGGCUGUGCAGGCGCUGCGGACACGCGGACUCCACCCUGAGGAGGAGGCCCAGAUGCUUGUAAGGCAUCAAGAAGAAGAAAUAAGUAAAAGUUUUCCAUCUACUGUGAUCCAGCAGCUACAAGAGCAGAACACAAGCUUGCGAAACGUUAUUGCACAGAUGAGGAAAGAAAUGGAAACUCUAAGUGAUCAGAUUCUUCCUUCUGCCCAGUUAGGAGGGGAGACCUCACAAACAAACCAGCCUGACCCAAAGGCAGCCGCUGAUUCAACUGUACCUGAUUAUGUUCUGGCCCUUGAAGCAGAAAUGCGAACUCUAAAGCAUAAAUUAAAAACAUUGGAGGAACAACUAGAAGAUGUGUUAGAUGCUUCGAAGACGACCUCGUCCUGUGCUGGCGUUCAACCCAGUGUCCUGGCCUCCACAGACACCACCGGAGGAGCUGUGCCGGUCGAUGGUCCAUCCACGGGACUGGCGCUCCAGAGGGUUGGAGACAGGGCACAUCUCCUGAGCUCCCUGGUGGCACAACUCAGACAGAAGAUCUGUUCCAGACCCCUUCCCAGAGCUGGCUGCCUUCCUAACAUUGUCUCUGAAACGGCCUCCCAGGUGCUGCAGGAACCCCUGGACAUGGACACCAUCCAGCGAGAGCUUCCCCACGAGCUGGACCAGGUGCACCUGGAGGUUUUGCAGCUGCGGAAGCAGGUGGCUGAGAUUGAGAAGCAUCUCAGGUCAGCCCAGAAGGAAGGCGGGGGUGCUUCAGGCAGGCAGCAACCGCACGCCUCAGACACCGAGGCUGUCGGGGGAGAGGACUCAUCUGAGUCCUGUGCCUCUGCUGUGUGGAUUUGUUCACAGGGCCCGGCACGUGGAGGACCCGCAGGGACCGAGGACCAGGAGGCACAGCCCCCUCAGGCCCUGUCUGUGCCCCGACUCCAGAGGAAGCUCAAGGAGGCAGCCAGGAAAAUCCUGCAGCUGCACCUGGAGAAGGAGCAGCUCCUGGAGCUGGGGAACCGGCUGCGUGCAGAGCUGGGCCACCUCACUGGGAAGCUGCCUCAUCACCCCCUUCCUACCCCUGAGGCCCAGGGUUCAGGUGAGGCACCUGAUGCACGCUUGGGACCGUUGCAACCCCGUCUCACAACUCAGGACUCUAAGAAUGCCAAGAAAGAAUGUUUCUCUGAACGCUCAGGAGAGAGCCAAGCCCGCUCGGCACAGACAGUCUGCAGAAGGGAUGCUGAGCCAGGCUGCACAGCGGGGCCAGGGCUGAGGCAACACAGAAUCUCCACAGUGACUUGCAGAUCAGCUCCUCAGAAAGAAAACCAGUCCCCAAAGCCACGCCUGGCUCAAGAAUUCCAGGAGGAAAAUGGCCACCACACCCAAAGGUCCUCAUCACUUGCCAGCAGUUCCCUCCAGGACACAUGGAAGUUACUGGACCUGGGAUCCAGCCCUUCUGGCCUCACCUCCCAGGACGACUCGCCUCCAGAGCACCCAGCACCUCCAGCAGCCUACAGCCUCCAACACCCCGAGGGGAGCUCCCUGGCGCCUUGGGCGGCCUUUGCCGUCGAAGGGAUGAAGAUGGAAGCCCAAGCAAGGGGCAAGCCUGCCAGACACCCCAGGGCUCAUCCUGCAAAACCUAAAGGCUGCCAGCGGCCCCCCAAGAUUCGUAACUACAACUCCAAGGACUGACCUCCUCGAACCGCCCCUCCCCACCCCUCCUCCUCCCUCCCCCGCCCCUCCCCCUUCUUCUCAUCCCUUCCUCCCUCCC